Messenger RNA from Peromyscus maniculatus bairdii (prairie deer mouse), 3401 nucleotides. The record is from RefSeq and is a predicted model, not a curated record. NCBI's taxonomy places the organism in Eukaryota, Metazoa, Chordata, Mammalia, Rodentia, Cricetidae.
CAUCAGGAAGGAAUCUGCCUAUGACUGUGCAGACUAAAACAAUCCUAAAGUGUGCUGUGCUGAGUAAUAAUGAUGUGUGUGUGUACCAUCAACUCACUAUUGCUGUUCCUUCUACAGGAAGGAAGAACCUCUGGAGAUGUCUCCCAAUAAUGACCCCGUUGCAAUCCCGAUGAUAGAAAGAAAUCCCAGUGACCUUCCUGGAAUGGACUCCAGUGACCCAGACACGUUGACUGGAGAGGCUGUGUUGAGUUUUCAUAACAUCAGCUAUCGAGAGACAGUGCAGAGUGGCUUUCCAUUUUGUAAAAAAACAGAGGAGAAAGAAAGACUAUCUAAUGUCAGUGGGAUCAUGAGACCUGGCCUCAAUGCCAUCAUGGGACCUGAAGAUGGGAGAUCUUGGUUACUAGAUGUCUUAGCUGCAAGGAAAGAUCCACGUGGAUUAUCAGGAGAUAUUUUGAUAAAUGGGAAACCUCAACCUGCUAAUUUCAAAUGUACUUCUGGUUAUGUACCACAAAAAGAUGUGGUGAUGCACACAGUGACUGUGAGAGAAAAUAUAGAGUUCUCAGCAGCUCUUCGACUCCCAAUGACUGUAAAGAGAGAUGAAAGAAGAAGGAGAAUUGAUGAGGUCCUUGAACUUCUGCAUCUGGAUGAAGUGGCAAAUGUCAAGCCUAGAUCUAAGGAGCUCAGGAAAAAGACCAGUGUAGCAAUGGAGCUGGUCACCGAGCAUCCCAUUCUGUUCUUGGAUGAUCCCACCACUGGCUUAGACUUGAAGACUGCAAUAGAUGUCAUCUCGGUCCUGAGAAAGAUGUCUAUGAGGGGACAGACAAUCAUCUUCUCCAUUAAUCAGGCUCAGUACUCCAUCUUCAAAUCUUUUGAUAGCCUCACCUUAGUGACCUCAGGAAAAGUCAUGUAUCACGGGCCUGCACAAAAGGCACUGGAGUACUUCACAUUGGCAGGUUACAAAUAUGAUUGCCACAACAAUCCUGCAGACUUCUUCCUGGACAUCAUUAAUGGAGGUUUCUCAGAUCUAUUAAACACAGAGGAAGAAGGCCAUGAUGCUGACAAAUAUACAGAGCUUUCUGAGAGACAGUACCAAGUCACAGAAAAAUUAGCCAACAUGUAUGCCCAGUCCUCCAUAUACAGAGAAAUGAGAACUGAACUGGAUCCACUCUUGGGGGAACAGAGGACAGGGUGGAGCUCAGCCUUGGAGGAGAUCACGUGUGUCACCCCUUUCUGGCAUCAGCUUUGGUGGAUUAUCUAUCGUUCAUUCAAAAAUAGCCUGGAUUUUCUAAAUGCCACUGUCACUCAGGCAAUGAUCACAAUCAUAGUGGCCGUGUUUGUGGGCAUCAUUUUUCGUUUCCUAAGGAAUGAUUGUACUGAAGCCAAGACCAGAGCUGGCCUGCUCUUCUCGCUCACAAUCCUCCAGAUUAUCAUAAGUAUGUCUGCCUGUGAGUUCUUUGUGAUUGACAAGGAUCGCUUUCUACAUGAGCAUACCAGUGGAUACUACAGAGUGUUACCAUAUUUCCUUGGGAAGUUGCUGGCUGAGCUGGUACCCAGGAGGUUAUUGCCAAGUAUUAUAUUUACUGUUAUAGUAGUCAGCAUAGCAGGAGUAAAAACAGAUGUGAACGGUUUCUUCACUAUGUUAUUUACCAUCAUGAUGUUGGCUUAUUCUGCCAGUUCCCUGCCACUGUGUUUCAAAGCAGGAGAGAGUGCAAUGGGUGUGCCAACACUGUUGGUGACCAUCUACUUUGUGUUCAUGCUGUUUUUCUCAGAUCUGUCAAUAUUAUCAGAAAGCUUAUUACCUGGGCUCUCCUGGAUUCUAUACAUUAACAUUCCUCAUUAUGGAUUUACAGCUUUGCAGCACAAUGAAUUCCUGGGACAAAACUUCUGUACAGAACAUAACACAGCAGAAGUCAGUAGAUGUCGGAACUAUGUAAUAUGUACUGGCGAAGAAUUCUUGAUGAUCCAGGGCAUUGAUCGCUCAUCAUGGGGCUUCUGGAAGAAUCACGUGGCCUUAGCUUGUAUAACAAUUAUCUGCUUAUCAUUUACCUAUGCACAGUUAUUAGCUCUUUAUAAAAAGAGACAUUUUUAAAUCACUCUUCCACUUUCUUUGAAUUAUUCUGAUGUUAAAAAAAAUAAAAACUUUGCUGGUGGCCAUGUCAGAGGAACAUCAGGUAGCACUUGAAUUCAGGAGUUUGACCCACCAGAAUGUAAGGCACUGAUGGGUGAAUCUUGGAUAGGCAAGGCCCUGAGGGCUUUGGCUUCAGAAUAUCUCUUGCUAGUACUGUGCCUUUAUAUGUUUGCUACUGCAAUUUUUCUCUGUUAUCUGGCAUGGUGUGAAUGAGGGCAGGGGAUCCCCACUACCUUUAAUGUAAUGUGAUUAUCUCAUGGAAAUAUCUCAUUCUACUGGGCAUUUUAACUGUGGAUUAUUAUGAAGUUGAUUUCCUAUUAGCCUGUACUGUUUAACUGAAGUAAUGAUUUUAUACAAUAAUAGUGGCAGUUUAAAUAGAAUUUUGAUGAUUAAGGGUUUUUAACACAUGUAGUAAGGGAUUAUGAUAGAGGUUAUUUUAGUUGGAAAAUUAAUAUAGGUAAAGUAGGAUAUAGUGUUAACCCCACCCCUGAUAAAGCAGGGGCUGCAUAGGAUAGAAAAUAGGACCAAGGAAGUGUCAUCAGCUGGGACUUAUGAGUUUCUCUUGAGGAGCCUAUAGACUGGGGUUUAGGUAAAUGAUUAAGGAAAACAAUUGAGUUGGAGGAAUUAGCUCAAGAUCUUUUCGGUAUUGGAAAAUGUUUUCAUGGAGUUUGGAGUGCAUCAUAGCUAAAACAAAGCUUUAAAUAAUACUUCCUGUAACUGGAAAACAAAGAAUUGGAUGGUUAGUUUUGAUAAUUUGGCAGAACUCUAAAAUAUGAAAAGAGAAACUAGCUAUCUGUUUUUCUGGCAAUUGUAAAAACUCCUGCCUAAGUUAGCAGUUAUGAAUGAAAGGCUUCUGUUUUAUGAGAAUUCCAAAAGAUAAAUGCUUAACUAUAUGCAGGUGCUUGGGGAAAAUUUGUUUUUAACUUGUAAUACAUAAAAUGUUUAUUCAUGUAAGGGAAAUGGGGAACAUGCUUUUUUUUUUUAACUUGUAUUCAUUGUAAUCAUUCACUUAAAAUGGACUGUAACCCAUUGUAAUUUUUAUUUUUCUUGAAAGAUUCUGCUAGGGUCUAUUAGCUUCAAGGAAAAAAUAAAGAAUUUAGAAGGAAGUCAUCAGGAAGCAGUGAGAAGGAAGUCAUCAGGAAGCAGUGGGAAGGAAGUCACUAGGAAAGAGAAAGAAGGGAAACAUCAGGGUAGAAGAACAGAACAGAAAAAGGAUAGAAUAGAACAAGCAAUGGAAACAAUAAUAAAGUGAAGAACUAAGCUUUGACCCUCA